GUUUGACAACUCCCCCGUCCACAAAAUAUGUUACUACCACCAUCAUAAUUCCUCUACUACUACUACUACUACUACUACUACUACUACUACUACUACUACUACUACUACUACUACUACUACUACUACUACUACUACUACUACUACUACUACUACCACCAUCGCCCAAGAACUUGGUCAGUGUAUUCAAAGGACCAACAAGGACGAGGAGUCAUCGUGCGUGGAUGAUUUUGGAAUGACUCCAUUCCAUGUCCUCUUUUCAGCUGCUGCUGCCGAGUCGAGUCAAGAUCUUUUACUACAAGCCCUUUUAGACAGGUAUCCGUACCAUGUUCUCGGCUGGAAAGAUGCCAAUGACAAACUGGCAAUGGAAUAUCUGGUGAACAAUUGGACUCGGGGAAACAAGAUGUUACUGCAAAUGGCGCUGCACCGCUGGAUGUUGGAUCCACUCAUUCGUUGGUGGGGUACUACUACAUCCUCCUGGACAGACGACAUGCAGAGGAGGAUUCAAGCUAUACUUGUGGAAGAUCAUGUCAAGAGACGCAGGAUGAAGGUGUUCGUGAAGGCAUGCUCCGUCUGGAAACAGUACCAAGCCAUGGAGGUCACAUCGAUCUUGGAGAUGGCUGUAUGGAAAGGGAAACUCAAGGGUGGUGGUCGGAGCAAUAAUGGUGCUAAACGACAGGUGCUAGACCGAGAAGCGUGUCGGUGUGUCUGUGGAUCCAACAUUGUAAUUCCGAGUAUAGUACUAUUCUUGGGAAUUCAGCAUCAGCAGCAGUAA
Messenger RNA from Cylindrotheca closterium, 772 nucleotides. The record is from the annotation of a GenBank genome assembly. Lineage: Eukaryota; Bacillariophyta; Bacillariophyceae; Bacillariales; Bacillariaceae.